CCUCGGAAAUACUUUUGGCGUCAGAGCCGAAAGCUAGAGAUGUGCUAAGCGGUAUCAAUCGCAAGGUGGGCUUCGCUCGUGUAUAUACCUACUCGACCGGUGCCCGCAGUAGCACCAGGCGAGCUCGCUAUAUAACAAAGAUCGCGCUCGCUUCGAUCUGCCCCCAAGUCGCUAUAUAUACGUUUUCAGGCUCAUCAGUCAGUCAGGCCGCGAUACCGCAGUGCAGCGCGCACGUACCCCGUCGUCGGUGCAUAAGACAAGAACUUUGUCUGGAUCUCGGAUCGAGAGCGCAGCAGAUGCAUGUAAAAGCGCCUUGGGCAACAGCCGUCCUCGCCGCCGCCGCCGUCCAACAGAAUUUUUCUUUAAUUCGGAACAUCGUAUUUUUUCCACGCGCCAGUACGGUCAAUCGAAAUCAUGUACAGUGCAUUUAUUAAAUUGAAGAGUGUAAUUUUGAUGAUUAGCUGCUUCACUCUACAGCUUUCCAAAAAAGUAGAAGUUUCGGCACAUGGGCGCCUUAUGGAUCCACCAGCAAGGAACAGCAUGUGGCGUUUUGGCUUUCCUAAUCCAGUCAACUACAACGAUAAUGAACUUUAUUGUGGAGGCUAUGCAGUUCAAUGGCAUCAGAACGAAGGAAAAUGUGGUAGUUGUGGAGAUGCUUAUCAUCUACCACGGCCUAGACCUCAUGAAGCUGGUGGAGAAUUUGCCAAAGGAACGAUUACGAGACAUUAUCAAGUGGGACAGGAUAUUGAUGUAGAAGUAGAAUUAACAUCAAAUCAUCAAGGUUAUUUUGAAAUGUUCAUUUGUCCAAACAAUAAUCCAGCUUCAGAUCCAUCAGAUGCUUGCUUCGAAAAGUACAAUUUAUAUUUGACGGGUACAAACGAAACACGAUUUAUCAUUCCCGAUGACUCAGAAAAGAAGGCAAUAUUUCGUUAUAAAGUUUCACUACCACCUUAUCUUACUUGUUCACAAUGUAUUAUCCAAUGGAAUUACAUAACGGCCAACAUGUGGGGUACUUGCGAAAAUGGCACCGAAGCGGUAGGUUGUGGCUUGUCUGAAACUUUCCGUAACUGCGCGGAUGUCAGCAUCAUUACCAGCGCGGCUGGAUUGCCACCGAUUUUCGUUCAACAAGAUAAUCCCUUUUUAUUAUACUACAGAGAUCAACGCACUCCCAACAUUCACCCUCUCAUUAUUAGGUCCCAAGUGUGUCAGCCAAACGAGCGUUACAGUCGUAUUCCAGGCAUGGAUUUGUGGUGCCAGACCAAUUGUCUUCGAUAUCCACCAAAUUGUCCAACUUCAAUUUGUGGUUGUCCGGAAAUUUGCGAACCUAUUGGCGACAUUGCUGGCAAGGAAGGCGCAGCCGAGUACUGCUUAGAUCGAUGCUUGGUCUAUCCAAGCAAGUGUCCGAAAAGCCGCUGUCGUUGUUACUAAUGGUCACCAGAGCUAUGAUGAACUCAAAUUAAUUAUCAAUAAAAUAAUUUUAAUUUAUCCAAUAAAUAAGUCAAGUUUGAUCCUUUAAUAGGCUAUUUGAAUGUUGUAGUUUUAUUUAUGAUCAAAAAAAUACGCUUUUUGUUGAAUGGCACUAUUGUUUAUUUCAGGAAAAACUAUUUGACAGUAUAUAUUAUUUGAAACAAUUUUUCAGUAUUCCAACGUAAUAUAUAUAUAUAUAUUUAUUUAUUCAUAUAUUUUUAUUCGUUUCGGUAAUACUUUUAAAACUUUUCUAGCUGAAGUACUUAAACAUGGCUCUUGUUUAUUUACAGCAGGUAUUGCUAUAAGUUAGUAGUAUAUUUUCUAAUAUAUAUUAAUUUUAUGACAUCCAUACAAUAUCAUUUUAUAGUUUUUUUGAUUCUUCUGCAUAUACUCAUGUAUGCUUAACUGUGUGCGUGUAUGUGUGUAUAUGUGCGCGCAGGUACGUCAACUAAGCUGGCACAUGGCAAAACGCAAAUAUAUAUCAUUAUAUAUACCUUCAAUCACUUAUAACAUUUUAGAAAACUAUAUACACUCAAGUUUGUUAAACUCUACUGCGAAGCUAGUUAUUCUUAAUCAUAAAAACAUUUUUCUAACUAAACAUAAUUAAUUUUCCAAUAUAACUGAUUCGUCGAUGCGAAGUCGUAAUAGUCAAUAUAACUCCUUCCAGAGUUACAUUUAAUUUGAAAUAUAAACAAUUUUUGAUAACUCAAGUUUUUCUGUUUUUGUCAACAUGUUGUUUUAACGAUUGAAAUUACCAUAAAAAAUAAUGAGACUUAUUUAAUAGAGUCUUUGUAGAGGUACUAAUAAUUAAUUGAUCAUACUUGCGCAUCUAAUAAUUAUAAUUGAAUUUUACGUAUUAUUAUACAUUUGACAAAGUAUUUUUAUACUUAUUUAUUUGAAUAAGAUAAAAAUACUCAAUAAUAUUUACAGACAUUGUCUGAGAGUUUUUACUGGUUUAACUUAUUCAGCUAAAACAAAUUUUCAAACUUAUUCACAAUUGAUUAUUUUAAUUCACUAUUCAUUAAUCUAUCGACGUUCAUUAUACAUAAAUUAUUCUAUUAACUAUCAAGUCUUUCGUACCAUCAUUACAAAAAUUAAAUGACAUUUAAGAAUUUGCCACUGUUGUAAGCUUCAAGAUUAUGUCAGGUAGUUCUUUUAUUGGAAUAAUAUAAUGUUGUAGACAAUGCAUGCUUGUUUUGAAUUAAUCACUUGCCAUUAUCGCAUAUGAUAAUAUACAACGAAUUUUGAAUUAUAUUUCGUUUGUCAUUUUAUCGUGAAACACACAAACUUCUUCAGUCUAUUUUUAUUUUAUGGGUUGCUGAAUUUUUCUUGCUUUGUUUUCUAAAAACUAUUGCAGUUAAUAUCGGGUUAUUAUUUUUUUGUCAAGUUCUGAACAAUUAACUAAAACACUAAUUCAUUAUAAAUGGAUACAUAUCCAGCUAUCUUUUCAUAAUAACUGGCAUCAAAGAGACUUUCACAAACCGUAAUUGGCUAAGACUCUCAAGAUCGUUAUUUUUUCCUUAUUUUCACCGCAGGCCCUACGCGUAUCUGGACGAAUUCUAAUUGAAUAUAUUUGACUCAAAGUAAACUUAUUUAUGUCUUCUAGAAAAGUUCAAAUUUUAUGGGAAAUAUAUGAUUCUAUGUAAUUCGUUUUUAUUCUUAAUAUUGAUUUGUAUAUAAUACAAUUAUGAAAUAAAAUGUUUUAGACAAUUAAGGCAGUAGUAUCUAUCUUGUAGCUAAAUAAAAAUAUACAUUUAUAUAUUUUAUAUUUUAGUAAUUUAAAUAUGAAAAAUUGCAGACAACAGAUAAAUCGAGUUCAAACAGAAUAAAAUUUCAUUUUUCCCUUCAAAUAAAAAAAUUCAAAAAUAUUUUCACUAAUUUUGUUAUUAGUUUUAUAAUAAAAAUACUGACUAAAUAGUUUUCUUGUACGCUCACUUUUCCUUGUUUGUGUGAUAAAUAGGUUUUAAAAUAUGUAACAAAUUAUUUUCAGUCUCUUUUAACAAAUAUCACCAAAAAUAUCAACCUAAUAAAAAAAUCUGCUGUCCAGAGAUAGUAAAACUUCUUGAAAUUAAACGUUCAAAAUUAAAUUUUGAUUUCUAACAUUGAUAGAUUUAUUACUAAAAUAAUGUAUUUUCAAAUUGUUUAGUAGAAGUCUCUGAAAGUGGAUUUGAAAUUUUUAUUUUUACUGAGUACUUCGGGAUUCUCUUACAACAAUUAGUUAUUAUUCAUAAAGUACGUAAUUUCCAAACUACAAAUUAUACAUUUUUUCCGAAAAUUAUUGCAUAUUAAGGUAUGUAAUAUUAUCUUGUAUUUCAUUAUCACAUGGUCACAACAUUUUUACGAGAUUAAUGAUGGAUCAAUCAAUUAUUAUAUUGAUCAAUUUUAAUGAAAUAAAUCUCAAACAAUUGUAUUUUCGAUAAAUUUUGUAAGAUUGUAAGUAAAACGAAAACACAGAAUUCAUUUAAAAACAAAUA
Molecule: messenger RNA, 3941 nt
Organism: Trichogramma pretiosum
Lineage: Eukaryota; Metazoa; Arthropoda; Insecta; Hymenoptera; Trichogrammatidae
Exons: 9
Coding region: 415-1428 (337 amino acids)
Source: RefSeq, a predicted model, not a curated record